AUGGGUGCCGGAAAGCCUCGUGGUCUCAACGCCGCGCGCAAGCUGCGCAACAACCGUCGCGAGCAGCGAUGGGCCGAUCUCCAGUACAAGAAGCGUGCCCUGGGUACCGCCUUCAAGUCCUCUCCCUUCGGCGGUUCCUCCCACGCCAAGGGCAUCGUCCUUGAGAAGGUCGGUGUCGAGGCCAAGCAGCCCAACUCCGCCAUUCGAAAGUGUGUCAGGGUUCAGUUGAUCAAGAACGGCAAGAAGGUCACCGCUUUCGUCCCCAACGACGGUUGCCUCAACUUCGUCGACGAGAACGACGAGGUCCUCCUGGCCGGUUUCGGUCGCAAGGGCAAGGCCAAGGGUGAUAUCCCCGGUGUUCGGUUCAAGGUCGUCAAGGUCUCUGGUGUCGGUCUGCUCGCCCUGUGGAAGGAGAAGAAGGAGAAGCCCAGGUCUUAA
Messenger RNA from Thyridium curvatum, 438 nucleotides. RefSeq lists its product as uncharacterized. Lineage: Eukaryota; Fungi; Ascomycota; Sordariomycetes; Thyridiales; Thyridiaceae. The transcript is spliced from 2 exons. Gene Ontology annotation, cellular component: cytosolic small ribosomal subunit; ribosome. Bases 1 to 438 code for a protein of 145 amino acids. The record is from RefSeq and is a predicted model, not a curated record. Gene Ontology annotation, molecular function: structural constituent of ribosome. Gene Ontology annotation, biological process: translation.